Messenger RNA from Planococcus citri (citrus mealybug), 4919 nucleotides. RefSeq lists its product as uncharacterized. The coding region runs from base 518 to 1615 and encodes 365 amino acids. The transcript has 3 exons. NCBI's taxonomy places the organism in Eukaryota, Metazoa, Arthropoda, Insecta, Hemiptera, Pseudococcidae. Gene Ontology annotation, molecular function: nucleic acid binding; zinc ion binding. The record is from RefSeq and is a predicted model, not a curated record.
GUGAGAGAGAUGGUGACGUCGUCAAGACAUGGACCCUCUCUCCCCUUCAUCGUGUGUACAGGGUGGCUGGCUACCCAAUCGCGAGCUAGCAGCAUCCGUGGUCCAUCUCCGCGAGGACAGGGGAGGCUGCUGGCUAAGGACGCGACUGGUUUUGCAUUCUAACUUUCUCAGUACCUGUUGUGAAAGUGGUCUGCUUAACCAGUGCGCUGUUCUCUCGACGAUUCGUGGUAGCUGCCCCCUCUGAAGACUUUAUUAGAUGUGUCGUCGUAAGCUGCAGUCCUACCCACCACCCGCUCCUGACCUAUUUUCAACCUUUCAUUUAAAGUUUAAGAUGUAAUUAGUUCGAUGAAAUUUGUAGCAUAAAUAUUGCUAGCCUAAAUCUUCUUUUUUUUUUGGUUUCGACCUCGUAUUAUUUUACAUCAGAAGUGGGAUAAAAAUGGACUACAGCUUCACGAUGUCAUCUUGCUUGCAUUCCUUGUUUUUGUUGUUUGUAUUGUGUGCAUAGAAAACGUUGCUUAUGUGUGUCUCUCUCGUUUUGUCUCGUUGUAGUUAUUGUCUCUCACUCUCAUUCAACAUGCCAAACGCUCGCAACACUAGGAAAUGUCGCGCCUCCCGCCCUCUAUCCCCUGUCUCGGACCAAAGCAAUGCUGCCAGCUCUGGUGGUAGCGUGGUAAUUGAUCGUAUAGCUGACGCGAUUGUCAAGUUGAGUGAGGCUCAGGCCACUCAAAUGGCACUUACGGCUCGAAUUGCCGAAUCAAAUCAAAUUGCGCAGGAGAAUCAAGCUCUCCACGCCAGCAUCGCCUCUCAACCUAAGCCUAUCGCGAAUUAUUCUUCUGUCCCUGUUUUCAAUCCUUCUAACGCCGAUCAUGAUAUCGAGAAGUGGUUAGAAAAGGUAGAUGAGCUGAGUGUUGUCUAUUCUUGGACACCAGCUAUGACCAUCAAUGCGGCGACCUCAAAGUUGGAAGGGUAUGCCAAAAAGUGGUAUGAUGGCCAAGAGACCUUUAUUCGUUCGUGGGAGGAAUGGAAGGAGCUUUUGUCAGAUGCCUUCCAAUCCAACAAAGGCCGUUAUCAAAGGAUGGUCGAAUUGAUGGCACGUAAGAAGAAAUCCAACGAGAAAUUUGCCGAUUACUACUACGACAAGAUGAUCCUUCUGGUUGCUGCGAAAAUACCUGAUGAAGUGGAUCAGGUUGAUUUUCUCAUUGGUGGUAUACCUGAUAAAACUACACGAAAUAGUGCGAAGCAGGGUCGCUAUCGGACGCCGUUGGAGCUGCUGAAAUACCUCAGUGGCAUUGAGGAACCCUCCGCUCCUUCUACAUUCUCUGAUGACUCUCCUUUUGAAGACGUUCCUUCCGAGCCUCGCCAUUCUCGAUCAUCAUUUGAAGCUAGGAAGAAGAGCAUAGAGUGUCACAGGUGUGGUAAAAUAGGGCAUUAUGCGCGCGAGUGUGAUGGGGAGGUUAGGCAACCUCUCAGUGAGCCCAAGGACGAUGCACGUGUGCCUGAGAAACUAUGUGAUUUUUGCCAACGUUAUGGUCAUGUAGAGAAAGAUUGUUUUGCGAAAGAGAAGGUGAGCUCUGGUUCUGGCUCUCUGAAACCACCCCCUGCCAAGACGGAUUGACUUAUUAAGUGUGGCUAGUCCCCAUUAUCCUCUUAAUUAGGCACCCGAGGACGGGUGGAGUCAGGAUUACCGAGUGUAAAGAUGUGUCGUCGUAAGCUGCAGUCCUACCCACCACCCGCUCCUGACCUAUUUUCAACCUUUCAUUUAAAGUUUAAGAUGUAAUUAGUUCGAUGAAAUUUGUAGCAUAAAUAUUGCUAGCCUAAAUCUUCUUUUUUUUUUUGGUUUCGACCUCGUAUUAUUUUACAUAUUUCAUAUCGGAUUAGUUUUGUAUAAUCAAAAACGAAGACAAUAGGAUGAGGCGCCUUCACCAAAUAUCAUUGAUCAGUAUAGCCCUCUCGCUAUACAAAAUGACCCGUUUAGUUGUUCGGUAGCAGCAAUCACGGUAAUAAAGCUGAAAAUCUAUCAGUGUAGAUAGCAUUUAGAACAAAGGGGUUAACAGGGGGAUGGCUAUUGUGUGCGGAGGUGGAAGAAUUGAGGGGGGGGAGUACGACGCACACUCGAAAAUGUUAAACAGAAUGAUUUCUGUUUAAUAGAUGGAUUAAAUGGAUGAGUUAACAUUAGUUAUAGAAGCCCAGCAUCGUCAUGGUUACCCCAACCACCAGCUCCAACACCGCAACCUCCUCGUUUUCCUGCGCCGAUAUAUCUCUUCAUUUUACGAUGAUGCUCUUCUCUAUUCAUCAUUAUCACUCCCUGUUAGCGCGCGUUAUAGUAUAGUCUCAUCUCUAUCAGUACAUGUAUAGUAGCCUAUAUCGUACACUAUAUAGCCUACUCUUGGUACAAAAUGAUGAUGUUGUGUAUGUAAUGGGUCUUUAUGUACUGCACGAGUGUACAUAUAGUAUAUAUGGGGUAUGUUAGCCACAUUGCAGUCCCCUGCUGUUGCGUUAUACGAUCGCGAAUAAAGUACUUCACCAUCUGUCCAACUUAAGCUAUACUAACUUAUUAACCCUUAUCGAUGAAAUAAAAAAUACACCAAGCAAAAUAUUUAUGUUUCUUUAAUCAUCUCAUCUGCCUCAUCACUCCGUCUCUGUCAUUCUUCCUCAUUUGUACUUACCCCGAACUGACUGCAAUGAAAACGUAAUCCGAACGCUUUUACAACUUCAUUUAUAUGUGCUUACUGCUGGUUUGUUUUUGCACUCGCAGCAGCGUACUUAUUGCAGUAGAUAGACAAAAGGUCUAGGUAUUAUGAUGAUACGAACGCGUUCGCGCGUUUCACAGCAGUAUUUAGCAGACCGGCAAAUUGUCCUUCUUAUAUGGUUUUCCACAUCACUGCCUCCGUUCAUGACUUUUUACAAAUGAGAUUUCCAAAUUCGAAUUAACAAAUAUUGAUUUGAUUGUACGAAUUGGAAGCACGUGCUGUACUGUAGUCUGUAAUUGUGGUGCUGUGAACUCGAUUGGUUUUUAAUUAUUUGAGUGUUUUGUGGAAUAAUAAUGAUCUUUACAAUGCGGUUAUUCAAAUUAUAAACGUUCCCCUUUGUUUUUAAUUUUUUUUGAUUUGCUCGUUGUUUCAUCUCGGAAAGUUGGUUGAUGCCUGAUGGAUUUAAAUUGGUUUAUGUGAUAUAGUCUUUUUUGCUAUUGAUGGCGCGGUGUUGGCAGUAAAGGUGUUUCAGCGUGGGAGAGGAAGGGGGAGAAGAAAAAUUUGUGGAAUUUUGAGGUUAAUUUGAUUUUAAACCCCAAAAUGGGCUUCCAAAGGGAGGUUCCAAAUUGAAGAUAUUUUUCAAAAAUGUAAUAUUGAUUUCAAAGUCGAAAUUUUUGAAAGUGCAGAAUUGAUUUUUGAAAACCCACUUGACUACAAACUCAAAAAUUAGCUCCAAAAGGGAAGCACAAAAUUUGAAAAUUUUCAAAGAUACAAAUUGGAUAGAUAUCAAAAGUUGGAUUUUCUAGAGCCCAGCAAGAUUUAUUUUUGAAGAUGAUUUGACUCUGGACCUCAAUGAGGGCUCCAAAAGGAAGGUUCAAAAUUGAAAUUUUCAAAAAUACAAUACGCCUCGGUAUCGAAAUCUAUGAUUUUUAAGGAGCACAAUUCAUUUUUGAGAAUAAUUUGAUUUUAUAUAAUUCGAUACCCAUACUUAUAAGUAUUUAAUUUUUGAAAAAUUUCAAAAUUUGUACUUUCUCUUCUUCACCUCCUUAGUGCGGUUAUUCUUGGUGUCCGGUUUCUGAAAUUGAAUUCAGCUUUAUCAAUAACGUAGGUAUAAUACAAAUUUUCUAAAAUUUUUGAAUUUGGACCCACCCUCCUCCUCUCCACUCUAGUGGGAUUACUUCUGGUCAAAGGAGCAAAUGGCGGAUGAAGUUGACAUCAGCGUUUUCAAAAAUGUGCCAUUCGAUGUAAUGCAAUAAUUUCAUUAAGUGGAAUAGCGAAUGAAUGAAAUAAAUGUUUCAAAACUUGACAGAGGUCCGGCAGGCAGACCGACGACCUUGAGAGGCCUGACAGACGGGUCAUUGGCCUUGAUAGACACAGGUACGCGUACGGCUGGUGGACAAACAACCAUGAGAAGCUAUAGACAUGCAGUUUAGUGAUCUUGAGAGACCAGACAGGCAGACAGACAACCUUCGGAGGGUGGACAGGUAGAUCAGUGACCUUUAGAGUGCCCACACAGGUGGACGGACACACAGACACAGGCAUGCAAACUUGGGAAGUCAGACAGACGGGUCAGUGACCUUAAGAGGCCAGAUAAGCAGACAGAUGACUUCUGAAAGUCAUACUGACAGGUUAAUAGCCCUAAGAAACUAAUCAGGAAGACAGACGACUAUGGGAAACUAUACAGACGGGUCCAUUACCUUGAGAAGCUAGACAGGUAAUCAUACGUCCUUGGAAAGCCUGCAGUCACACGGUUAAACGACCUGAAGAGGACAUAGACCAGCAGGCAGACAACGUUGAAAAGCCAAACAGGCGGGCAGAAAUAGUGGGAAGUUGGACAGGAAGGUCAGUGACCUUAAAAAUCCAGAUAUACCACCUUGGGAAACUGGACAGGUAGGUCAGUGACCUUGAGAAUUCAAAAACUCGGGUCAUUAACCCCGAGAUGCUAGACACAGACAGACAGAUAGGUAUUCUUGAGAAGCCAGGCAGAGGGGUCAACGACCUUUACAGACAACCUUGAGAGGCCAGACAGGUGGUUAAAUGAACUUGAGAAAACAAAGGGACAGCAGGAAUUUUAUUGAUAAAAUUAAUUAAAAAUAAGUUUAUUUAAUCAAUUUUUUUUUUCUAAAAUUAAUAAUUCAAUAAUGAAUGGAAAUGAAUUUGUUUUACAUAAAAUAAUUAAUGAAAUAAAUUAUUAAUUUUAUUUCAAUUAUUUUCAUUUAAAAAAAUGAA